UACCUCUCUCUCAUCCCUUCCCCUCUAUUUAUUAUAGAGAAAUUCCCAACUCUCUUCAUUCACCACUCUCAUUCAUAUUUCCUCAAACAAAACACAAACACACAUGGUUGUAAUAUCUCAAAAUCCAACCAUGAAAAUCGAAAAAAUAAGAGACGACAUUGAUCUCCCAAUCAUAAACCUCUUAAACAAAUCCGAAGCGAUGAAAGAGAUGGUGAGAGCUUGUGAGGAAUAUGGUUUCUUCAAAGUGAUCAACCAUGGCAUGCCGCAGGAGAUAAUUUCCCAAGUGGAGGAAGAAGCCGCGGGCUUCUUCGCGAUGCCCGGCCCGGAAAAGUUGCGGGCCGGGCCACCCUAUGGAUGCAAGAACAUAGGGUUGAAGGGAGAUGUGGGAGAAGUCGAAUAUCUCAUUCUUCAAGCCAACUCCUCCCCCUUCUUGAUUCAAAGCGAUGAUUCCAAUAAAUUUAGCUCAGCAAUAAAUGCCUACGUGGAAGCAGUGAGGAAGCUGGCAUGUGAACUAUUGGAUCUAUUGAUGGAAGGGUUGCUUGGAUCCACCCCGAACCCUACCACGUCAUCAAUGUUGAGUAGGCUAAUCAAGGAUAGGGAGAGUGACUCAAUACUCAGGUUCAAUCAUUACCCGCCGGUUGAUGUUAGCACUGACUCACCAAAGAUCGGAUUUGGGGAGCAUACCGAUCCUCAAAUCAUCACCCUUCUCCGAUCCAACGGAGUCAAGGGCCUCCAAAUAUCGAUUGAGGACGGGGUGUGGAUCCCGGUCAACCCCCGCCCCGAGUCGUCCUUUUGUGUCAAUGUGGGUGACCUGUUGCAGGUAAUGACGAAUGGGAGAUUUGUGAGUGUGAAGCACAGAGUGGCGGUGCAGCCGUUCGAAUCGAGAAUGUCAAUAGCAUACUUCGCCGCUCCGCCGCUGCAUGCCACCGUCAGCUGCCUGCCGGGGGUGGCGGCGCCGCCGAUAUAUAGAAGCUUCAGCUGGGGGGAAUACAAGCAAGCUGCUUUUAUGCGGAGGCUGGGCGACACUCGCGUCAAUCUCUUCGAGCGCGCCAUUAGUUAGGGUUUUUUCUGUGUGUUUUGAAGAUGGGCUUUUUCGUACUUUUAUGUUCUUGCUGCGAUUAUUUUUAAUUUGAUUUUGUUUCUUAUAAAAUUAAAGAGCAUAA
Molecule: messenger RNA, 1163 nt
Organism: Salvia splendens (bonfire salvia)
Lineage: Eukaryota; Viridiplantae; Streptophyta; Magnoliopsida; Lamiales; Lamiaceae
Product: gibberellin 2-beta-dioxygenase 4
Exons: 3
Coding region: 104-1060 (318 amino acids)
Source: RefSeq, a predicted model, not a curated record